GCCUCAGUAGUGUUACGGUUGUCUGACUUGACUCCACAAUCUGCAGACAGCUUCUCCCAUCACAAAAUUGUGAUUCUCGCAAGGAUUUGGCCGAGCUAUUUGUAAUGAGUUAGUUCGACACGAUUAUGGGAAAUUUCAUUGGCAACGCUAGAAUAUUACCACAUUAUUCAGAAGACCUAAGAAUUCAUGUGAAGAAAAUAACUUCGAUUCCUCUUGGAGAUGAGGUCGAAAAAAUACGCAACAAAGGACGUCUCAGUGAACACGACCGUGCAAGUAUCAAAUUCCUAAAAGCGGCCAUCCAUUUCAUACCUAUGGCAAAAGAAGAUGGAGCUGAUUUUGAAAAUGCCGCUUUCAUACUUACCCACCCAGGCAGGCAGUUUGUUGUUAUAGCAGGAAAGGGUGACUGGGAGUAUUACUUUUCCGAGGAUAAAAUCGGCGACAUAACCGGUCGAUGUGUCCGCAGACCCUGGCUGAUGUACCUCUGGAACAAAGUCACAUCUAGUUUUUCUCGCAUCGCCACGUUGUUGUCUGUUGCUGGUCUAAUCCUCAAGGCCUUAAUGCCUGCUCAAGAGUGAUCCUUUAGAACUAAAUAUCAGCGUUUUGUCUCAUUUGGUCGUGCAUUUUAGAGCGCAAAACAUUCUAGCUAAGGGUACCGGUUUAGUUAAUUUCUUUGCGAUACACAGAACGGAAGUUGCCUUCUUAGUUCCCGCCGGAUUGCUAUGUUCUGAAAGCCGCUCUUGUAGAUUAAAUUGUUAAGUACUGAUAAGUAAAUGCAGGGAGAUUUUGGACGCGACCUCGCUUUGAAAAGGCCUCAAUGGAAAAAGAGAGUGUUGUGAAGUGUUGUUACGAUUCGAGGUUAUUCAAAGGUUAACAUUCAAAGAUUGUGUUAGUCUUACCCCUUUGGGAUAGUUUUCCGUGUUGUCUUUCUCCUCUAGUUGUGCAAUUACUCGAACAUGAAAUUUUGUUUCUGGACUGGUCGUGUUGAGUACUUGACUUUAUUUUGAGUUUUUAAAAAUUCCAAUCAUUGUGUGAGUCUUAUCAGAUUCAGAAAUCCGGAAGGUUGAACUCGUAAUUUUUUCGUUAAAUAUAGUUUGUGCUGACUAUUUUUGAGACUUGUUUCUCGAAAAAUGGCGUUCGUCGGUGGUCAUGUUUGGAUGUCCUUAGUGGACUUGUAUAAAAAAAUACAUUUGACCGGUUUGAACAAGAGAUUUAACUCUGCAAAGACAGUCAGCUCAUUACCCACACUCCCACCAAUAGGGUACUUAAGAGCGUGCACUAGAGCGAGUUAAAGAGAGACAAGUUAGUUAGGCAUAGAAAGUAAAAUAAAGUAGAAGAGAACUAAGA
Molecule: messenger RNA, 1344 nt
Organism: Pocillopora damicornis (cauliflower coral)
Lineage: Eukaryota; Metazoa; Cnidaria; Anthozoa; Scleractinia; Pocilloporidae
Source: RefSeq, a predicted model, not a curated record